AUGGCAUCUGUCAGUCAGCAAACUGCAGAUCUUCUGAAAAAACGUAAAGAUAGAGACAGACCGCAUAAGGCCAAGCCUUCCAAUGACACCACUGCUAAAUGGGUCAUCAUUUCCUCGGAAUAUAGUGAGGCGCAGCCCCUGAUGCCCGAGUCGAUUACUUCGCAGACCUCUAUUGAGACCAUUUCAGAGUCCUCUCCAUACCAGAUACAAGUGAACAUUCAUUACCAGAAUGAUAUAACUGUUCUGCAGUGUGUUGCUGAGGGUGGCUUCCCGCUAGGAGAACUAGAAUGGCAUUUCCAGAAUGGAGAACCCAUAAACCAGAAUCAGACUGUGCUGAACAGCGAUAAUACAGAUGGGACAUUUGUUAUCAGCAACACCUUGAAACUGGAGUGGGUGGUGUCUGCAUCUGUGUGUUGUUCCAUAAGACAUCCAAUACUGAAAACUGAAAAAAGCUACUGCAAGGACAUUAAAGAGAAUCGUGAAGGAAAUCAUCUUUCAAAUGACACCAUUUACUAUGUCACUGCCAUCAUCUUCGUCCUCAUCAUCAUCAUCGCUUGCCUGGUUUAUAUGCUGUUGAUCCAAAGAAGAAAACGAAAGAAGUCAGGUAGAAUUAGAGUACAAGUACAUAUUUAUGUCACACAAGCUGUAAGUGCAUUGAAUUUGGAGAAGGAGCAAAAGGUAAUGCGGUUCAAAUCCACUGUACAAAAACUUUUGGGAUUGGGAGUUUGGUAUAAUGGUUAA
Messenger RNA from Protopterus annectens (West African lungfish), 741 nucleotides. RefSeq lists its product as uncharacterized. Lineage: Eukaryota; Metazoa; Chordata; Ceratodontiformes; Protopteridae. The transcript is spliced from 4 exons. The coding region runs from base 1 to 741 and encodes 246 amino acids. The record is from RefSeq and is a predicted model, not a curated record.